Opisthorchis viverrini is the source of this 339-nucleotide messenger RNA. RefSeq lists its product as hypothetical. Lineage: Eukaryota; Metazoa; Platyhelminthes; Trematoda; Opisthorchiida; Opisthorchiidae. The annotation marks the transcript as partial. Gene Ontology annotation, molecular function: protein binding. The transcript has 3 exons. The record is from RefSeq and is a predicted model, not a curated record.
AUGGUUCUGAGACAACGAUUAUGUGCUGCUUGGUUGUUGGUCUGUUCGCCGAGCUUGGCAGUUGGACUGCAAGCGUUUCAUCACCAAUCGAGUCUUGGUGUCACAACACUGCAUGACAUUCUUGUUUUAGCUUUACGCAGUGUUGAGGUCUUCGACAUUUCAGGAGAAGCUUGGAGCAGCAUCGCUCCCAUGUCCUGUGCACGGCGACGACUUGGAGUGACCGCUUUCUACGGCGCAAUCUAUGCUAUUGGUGGCGAAAACAGAAGUGGUAUAUUGUCUUCCGUGGAGAAAUACAAACCUUCAACGGGUUUGUGGAUGUCAGUUCAGAGUCUAGGGAUC